AUGAUGGUGUGACUUCAUCUGAAUUAUUAUUAUUAUUAUUAUUAUUAUUAUUAUUAUUAUUAUUGUUAUUAUUUUUAAAAAAAUUUUUGGGGGGGGUAGAUCAGCUUAAUAUUGCAGAUAGAUUGUAACUUCCAUCAAUGUAAUUGUCUGCAUCACUUCCAAUCCCCCAUGUUUUUUAUAUAUAUACUCCCCUUUAUUACUUUUCAACCCCGCCAUCCUUUCCCUAUCAAAUCAAAUCAAAUCAAAUUGUAUUGGUCACAUGCGCCGACUACAACAGGUGCAGACAUUACAGUGAAAUGCUUACUUACAGCCCUUAACCAACAGUGCAUUUAUUUUAAACAAAAAGUAAAAAUAAAACAACAACAACAAAAAAAGUGUUGAGAAAAAAAAGAGCAGAAGUAAAAUAAAGUGACAGUAGGGAGGCUAUAUAUACAGGGGGGUACCGUUGCAGAGUCAAUGUGCGGGGGCACCGGCUAGUUGAGGUAGUUGAAGUAAUAUGUACAUGUGGGUAGAGUUAAAGUGACUAUGCAUAAAUACUUAACAGAGUAGCAGCAGCGUAAAAAGGAUGGGGUGGGGGGGCAGUGCAAAUAGUCCGGGUAGCCAUGAUUAGCUGUUCAGGAGACUUAUGGCUUGGGGGUAGAAGCUGUUCCCUACUUGGGGUAAACUAGUGAACAACAAUGCUUAGGCCUCUACUUCCAGCUUAUACUUACUAUCUACAUUUUAUGGACACAGUCAAUUUUACAAUAAUUAUAUUUUGUUUGUUUUUUCUCCUGAACUUCUUCUACUCUCAACCCCUCCGAUCAUUUUCACGAUGUCCAUCCGGCCUGCCUCUACACGCCAUAUCUUUCUAACUGUGCUCUUUCCCAAAAGCUCCCAACAUACAACCUCUAUACUUAUUAUGGACACAGUAUGCAAGUAUCAUCUGAAUAAUUAACAUCAAAGUACAUCAGCUGCCAACAGAAUCUUUUUGAACUCUGCUGUUUCACAGUAGCUGAGGAGAAGAUCCAGCUUUUGUCACUGUCAGAGUAGUGAUACCUCCGACUUGAUGUCACUGUCAGAGUAGUGGCACCUCCGACUUGAUGGGGGCCGACUUUCAGUAGUGGCACCUCCGACUUGAUGUCACUGUCAGAGUAGUGGCACCUCCGACUUGAUGUCACUGUCAGAGUAGUGGCACCUCCGACUUGAUGUCACCGUCAGAGUAGUGGCACCUCCGACUUGAUGUCACCGUCAGAGUAGUGGCACCUCCGACUAGAUGUGUGUGACAGAUGAACCUUGAUUACAUUGGGAUACGAUAUCAUAUGCCCUUUUUUUUUUUAUGCGUGGGAAUACUUGGGAAAUGUUGAGCUAAUUUCCUGGUGAUUUUAGAGUCUUUUAAUGUCUAAGAACUCAAAUAAAAUAUAUUAUUUUGUAAAUAAAACAUCUGUUUGGGGAAUCCUGGCCUACAUAUUUCUGGGAUCAAAUAUGAAAUAAAAGAAUAUAUCUGAUUCUGUUCCACAUUCACUCCAGUGAUACUAUUCAUCACUGUAUAGAGAGUGGGGCGGCAGGUAGCUUAGUGGGUAAGAGCGUUGUGCCAGUAACCGAAAGGUCGCUGGUUCUAAUCCCCGAGCCGACUAGGUGAAAAAUCUGUCGAUGUGCGCUUGAGCAAGGCACUUAACCCUAAUUGCUUCUGUAAGUCGCUCUGGAUAAGAGCGUCUGCUAAAUGACGUAAAUGUAAAAUGAGAGUUUAUGUCGCGAUCGUUUAUGGAAGAUACAGACCAAGGCGCAGCGUGAUAAGCGUACAUUUUAUUAAGUACUUAACUCACGACAAAACAACAAACAAACGAUACGUGAAGUCCUAGGUUACCAAAACAAACCUUAACAGAACAAGAUCCCACAAACUAACUGGUGCCAACAGGCUGCCUAAGUAUGGGUCCCCAAUCAGAGACAACGAGCUACAGCUGCCUCUGAUUGGGAACCACCCUGGCCAACAUAGAUCCAACACGAUCUAGAAACUAACAUCGAAAAUAUAACAUAGAAACUCCACACCCUGGCUCAACAUUUAAGAGUCCCCAGAGCCAGGGCGUGACAGUAUAUAUCUCCCAUCUUGUCACAUUUUAAAGUGGCUGAUCCCUUCCCUACUGUGCCUGGGCAGACCCUCAGGAUUAUACAGCAGUAUCUAAUCCUCUCAUUGGUCUGGGAGGAGAUAUCACAGUCUCACCCUGAGUUCCUCUCAACCUCUCCAACGUCUCCUAGCAUUCACAGUGGAAGUUCUGAAGUGGUGUGUGUGUGUGUGUGUGUGUGGUGUGUGUGUGUGUGUGUGUGUGUGUGUGUGUGUGUGCGUGUGUGUGUGUGCGUGUGUGUGCGUGCGUGCGUGUGUGUGUGUGGAAACAGUCAGGUGUCUGUCAUCCUGUAGAUGUGAGUACCCUCUUCCAGCUAGGUGCUGACUCUAAGCACUAACCCUUAACUGGCCCUGUGCCAUGAUAUAAUGAUGAAAAUGCCAAGUGGAGGCAGUGGAGUGUUUGGUGGGAUUCUUAUAGGAAAUUCAAGCCUGAAUUAAGCCAGUGAGGCAAUUAUCACUGUCUGGAAACCAAGUAUGAACCCUCUCCUCUCCUCUCCUCUCCUCUCCUCUCCAUCUCCUCUCCUCUCCUCUCCUCUCCUCUCCUCUCCUCUCCUCUCCUCUCCUCUCCCUCCUCAGAAAGUCCAUAUUUUACUCCGCUGGUCACAAUGCUUUAGAGGUAACAAGAUGGUUGAUUGAUCACAACCUGCCAAUGCUUGAUCCUACCCGCGUUCAGCUGAACCUACCCGCAUUCAGCUGAUCCUACCUCCCCCAUGUUCAGUUUAAACCCUACCCGUGUUCAGCUGAUCCUGACCCCCCCCCCCCAUGUUCAGCUGAUCCAUACCCCCCCCAUGGUUCCAUCUGGAACCUACCCCGUGUUUCAGCUGACUCCUACCCCCCCCCCCCAUGUUUAGCCUGAUCCUACCUAAACCUACCCCCCCCAUGGUUCAGCCUGAUCCUACCCCCCCCCCAUGUUCAGCUGAAACCUACCGUGUUCAGCUGAUCCUACCCCCCCCCCAUGUUCAGCUGAUCCUACCCCCCCCCCCAUGUUCAGCUGAACCUACCCGUGUUCAGCUGAUCCUACCCCCCCCCCCAUGUUUCAGCUGAACCUACCCGUGUUCAGCUGAUCCCUACCCCCCCCCCAUGUUCAGCUGAACCUACCCGUGUUCAGCUGAGCCUACCCGUGUUCAGCCUCACCUACCCGUGUUCAGCUGAUCCUACCCCCCCAUGUUCAGUUAAACCUACCCGCGUUCAGCUGUCCCUACCCGUGUUCAGCUGUACCUACCCGUGUUCAGCUGAUCCUACCCCCCCCCAUGUUCAGCUGAUCCUACCCCCCCCCAUGUUCAGCUGAACCUACCGUGUUCAGCUGAUCCUACCCCCCCCCCCCCCAUGUUCAGCUGAACCUACCCGUGUUCAGCUGAUCCUACCCCCCCCCAUGUUCAGCUAAACCUACCCGUGUUCAGCUGUGCCUACCCGUGUUCAGCUGUACCUACCCGUGUUCAGCGGUGCCUACCCGUGUUCAGCUGUACCUACCCGUGUUCAGCUGAUCCUACCCCCCCAUGUUCAGUUAAACCUACCCGUGUUCCGCUGAUCCUACCCGUGUUCAGCUGAUCCUACCCGUGUUCAGCUGAACCUACCCGUGUUCCGCUUGAUAUCACUGACUGCUGUGGCUGUCCAGUAAGAGCACCUUGAGUAACAGAACACAAUCUGAUUGGCUUUAGCUCAGCCAAUGAGUGAGUCCUGUCUAGUCUCUGGGGUAAGUUAGACGGCUGCUGCGUCAUUUUCAAAGUUAAAAAGCUGUGGAGUUCACAUGGAACAGUAGUGUGGCUCACAAGGGUUUUCGAAAAUAGACGUUCGACUUGGUAUUGUGUCUCGUCCAACUGAUGCUCCUUUAUCCUGAAGCAUCUUAACCCUGCUGUGCAGCAGGAGAGAACAGAAUCUCAGAACAGAAUGUUAGAAUGUUUCACGAUGUCAAGUGACAGUUCCAUAUCCAUAUCCACUGAUACAGACUAAAAGCAGCAUGUGUCUGUCCGCCUGUCACUCUGUAAUAACUUCAGAUACAAUGACCUCUGUCAAAUCGCUGCACUCAAAUCAAAUCGAAUCACAUUUUAUUUGUCACAUGCCACCGAUGACAACAGGUGUAGACCUCAACAGUGAAAUAAUUACUUACAAGCCAUUAACCAACAAUGCAGUUUUUAAGAAAAAUAAGUGUUAAGUAAAAAACUAGAUCACUCAAAAAUAGUUAGUCGAGGUAAUUGAGGUAGUAUGUACAUGUAGGUAGAGUUAUUAAAGUGACUAUGCAUAGAUAAUAAACAGAGAGUAGCAGCAGCAUAAAAUAGGGGGUGGGAGGGAACAAUGGAAAUAGUCUGGGUGGCCAUUUGAUUAGAGGUUCAGUAGUCUUAUGGCUUGGGGGUAGAAGCUGUUAAGAAGCCUUUUGGACCUAGACUAGACGCUCCGGUACCACUUGCCGUGCGGUAGCAGAGAGAACAGUCUAUGACUAGGGUGGCUGGAUUCUUUGACAAUUUUUAGGGCCUUCCUCUGACACCACCUGGUAUAGAGGUCCUGGAUGGCAGGAAGCUUGGCCUCAGUGUACUGGGCCGUACGCACUACCCUCUGUAGUGCCUUGCGGUCGGAGGCCAAGCAGUUGCCACACCAGGCGGUGAUGCAACCAGUCAGGAUGCUCUUGACGUUGCAGCUGUAGAACAUUUUGAGGAUCUGAGGACACAUGCCAAAUCAUUUCAGUCUCCUGAGGGGGAAUAGGCUUUGUCAUUUCCUCUUCACGACUGUCUUGGUGUGUCUGGACCAUGAUAGUUUGUUGGUCAUGUGGACACCAAGGAACUUGAAGCUCUCAACCUGCUCCACUACAGCCCUUUUGGUGAGAAUGGGGGCGUGCUCGGUCCUCUUCUUUUUCCUGUAGUCCACAAUCAUCUCCUUUGUCUUGAUCACGUUGAGGGAGACGUUUGUUAUCCUGGCACCCACACGACCAGGUCUCUGACCUCCUCCCUAUAGGCUGUUUCAUCAUUGUCGGUGAUCAGGCCUACCACUGUUGUGUUGUCGGCAAACUUAAUGAUGGUGUAGUGUAUUAGGAUUAUGUCUUUGUUAAUGGUUUUUAAGUGGAACUGAAAGAAUGUUUAUCUUAGUUCAAAAGUAGCCAUUUGUAGGGUGACGCCCCAGGGGAGACAGGUGAUUGGACGGCAGAGGGAGCAACCCAUAUUUUUACAUUGUUUAUAAGUAUGGGCUAGACGAAGAAGAAAGCAGAGCGACCAUUGCAAUCGGGGGCGUCGCUCUCCGGAUGUCAUGACAUCUGUAAAACUUAUGCUGAAAGCUUGUGAUAUGAAUAAACUUAUGAUCAAGGUUCAGUAUGAGCGGACUCCUUUGUUUGACAGCAAUAAUUGCCAGCAUUUACUCGAUACGACAAAUGGCGCCCAACGUGGGGCUGGUCUGCAAAUCUUCUUUGUUUCAUUCGUUGCCGCCAAGCUAACUCGUUCUGAAGUCACGGCCAGAAAAGGGUGAGUGUUUCUCACAGCUUUGGAAGUUUGUUAGUUUGGAUGCUAUGUGAUUGUGCACUGGAGAAAUGUACCAUUAGGACCCGACAAUGUGCCUCGUGUGGCGUUAUUGCUGUCGACUAGGGGUCUGUAAUAAUUAUUCUAAAAUUUGGUUUAAUUGGGUAAACGGCAAAUAAUAGGAAGUCUAGAGCAAUCGAUGGUAGGGAUUAAGGCAGAUAUUGGCAGAUGUACAAGGCAGAGAUACGUAUCAUUAGGGCACUGACCAUUAAAACCCCCGGGGGGGCCAUCCGGGGGAACGUUUUCAGCUGUAACUACCCGUGUUCAGCUGAUCCUACCCCCCAUGUUCAGUUAAACCAUAACCCGUGUUCAGCUGUACCUACCCGUGUUCGCUGAUCCUACCCGUGUUCAAGCUGAGCCUACCCGUGAUCAGCUGAUCCUACCCGUGUGCAUAGCUGAACCUACCUACCCGUUUCCGCUGAUCCUACCCGUGUUUCAGCUGAACCUACCCGUGUUCUCCGCUGAUCCUUACACCCGUGUUUCACUGAUCCUACCCAUGUUUCAGCGGAGCUACCCGUGUCAGCUUGAUAUCACUGCCUGCUGUGGCUGUCCGUAAGACAAACCUUGAGUAACAAGAACACAAUCUGAUUGGCUUUAGCUCAGCCAAUGAGUGAGUCCUGCCUAGUCUCUGGGGUAAGAUAGACGGCUGCUGCGUCAUUUUCAAAGUUAAAAAGCUGUGGAGUUCAAAUGGAACAGUAGUGUGGCUCACAAGGGUUUUCGAAAAUAGAUGUUCGACUUGGUAUUGUGUCUCGUCCAACUGAUGCUCUUAUCCUGAAGCAUCUUAACCCUGCUGUGCCAGCAGGAGAGAAACAGAAUCUCAGAACAGAAUGUUAGAAUGUUUCACGAUGUCAUGUGACAGUUCCAUAUCCAUAUCCACUGAUACAGACUAAAAGCAGCAUGUGUCUGUCCGCCUGUCACUCUGUAAUAACUUCAGAUACAAUGACCUCUGUCAAAUCGCUGCACUCAAAUCAAAUCGAAUCACAUUUUAUUUGUCACAUGCCACCGAUGACAACAGGUGUAGACCUCAACAGUGAAAUAAUUACUUACAAGCCAUUAACCAACAAUGCAGUUUUUAAGAAAAAUAAGUGUUAAGUAAAAAACUAGAUCACUAAAAAAUAGUUAGUCGAGGUAAUUGAGGUAGUAUGUACAUGUAGGUAGAGUUAAAGUGACUAUGCAUAGAUAAUAAACAGAGAGUAGCAGCAGCAUAAAAUAGGGGGUGGGAGGGAACAAUGGAAAUAGUCUGGGUAGCCAUUUGAUUAGCGGUUCAGUAGUCUUAUGGCUUGGGAGUAGAAGCUGUUAAGAAGCCUUUUGGACCUAGACUUGGCGCUCCGGUACCACUUGCCGUGCGGUAGCAGAGAGAACAGUCUAUGACUUGGGUGGCUGUAUUCUUUGACAAUUUUUAGGGCCUUCCUCUGACACCACCUGGUAUAGAGGUCCUGCAUGGCAGGAAGCUUGGCCUCAGUGUACUGGGCCGUACGCACUACCCUCUGUAGUGCCUUGCGGUCGGAGGCCGAGCAGUUGCCACACCAGGCGGUGAUGCAACCAGUCAGGAUGCUCUUGAUGGUGCAGCUGUAGAACAUUUUGAGGAUCUGAGGACAUAUGCCAAAUCUUUUCAGUCUCCUGAGGGGGAAUAGGCUUUGUCAUUUCCUCUUCACGACUGUCUUGGUGUGUUUGGACCAUGAUAGUUCGUUGGUGAUGUGGACACCAAGGAACUUGAAGCUCUCAACCUGCUCCACUACAGCCCUGUCGAUGAGAAUGGGGGCGUGCUCGGUCCUCUUCUUUUUCCUGUAGUCCACAAUCAUCUCCUUUGUCUUGAUCACGUUGAGGGAGACGUUGUUAUCCUGGCACCACACGACCAGGUCUCUGACCUCCUCCCUAUAGGCUGUUUCAUCAUUGUCGGUGAUCCGGCCUACCACUGUUGUGUUGUCGGCAAACUUAAUGAUGGUUUUGGAGUCGUGCCUGGCCAUGCACUCAUGGGUGACCAGGGAGUACAGGAAGGGACUGAGCACGCACCCCUGAGGGGCCCCCGUGUUGAGGAUCAGCGUGGCAGAUGUGUUGUUACAUACCCUUACCACCUGGGGGCGGCCCGUCAGAAAGUCCAGGAUCCAGUUGCAGAGGGAGGUGUUUAGUCCCAGGGUCCUUAGCUUAGUGAUGAACUUGAGGGCACUAUGGUGUUGAACGCUGAGCUGUAGUCUAAUUUUAAAUUUAAUUUAAUAUGCCAUUUAGCAGACGCUUUUAUCCAAAGCGACUUACAGUCAUGCGUGCAUAAUUUUUUUUUGUGUAUGGUCAAUGAAUAGCAUUCUCACGUAGGUGUUCCUUUUGUCCAGGUGGGAAAGGGCAGUGUGGAGUGCAAUAGAGAUUGCAUUAUCUGUGGAUCUGUUGGGGCGGUAUGCAAAUUGGAGUGGGUCUAGGGUUUCUGGGAUAAUGGUGUUGAUGUGAGCAAUGACCAGCUUUUCAAAGCACUUCAUGGCUACAGACGUGAGUGCUACGGGUCGGUAGUAAUUUAGGCAGGUUACCUAAGUGUUCUUGGGCACAGGGACUAUGGUGGUCUGCUUGAAACAUGUUGGUAUUACAGACUCAGACAGGGAGAGUUUGAAAAUGUAAAUGAAGACACUUGCCAGUUGGUCAACGCAUGCUCGGAGUACACGUCCUGGUAAUCCGUCCGGCCCUGCGGCCUUGUGAAUGUUGACCUGUUUAAAGGUCUUACUCACAUCGGCUACGGACACCGUGAUCACACAGUCAUACGGAACAGCUGAUGCUCUCAUGCAUGCUUCAGUGUUGCUUGCUUCGAAGCUAGCACAUAAGUAAUUUAGCUCCUCUGGUAGGCUUGUGUCACUGGGCAGCUCAUGGGUGUGCUUCCCUUUGUAGUCUGUAAUAAUUUUCAAGCCCUGCCACAUCCGACGAGCGUCGGAGCUGGUGUAGUACGAUGCAACCUUAGUCCUGUAUUGAUGCUUUGCCUGUUUGAUGGUUCGUCGGAGGGCAUUGCGGGAUUUCUUAUAAACGUCAGGGUUCCUUGAAAGCGGCAGCACUACCCUUUAGCUCAGUGCAGAUGUUGCCUGUAAUCCAUGGCUUCUGGUUGGGGUAUGUACGUACAGUCACUGUGGAGACAACAUCAUCGAUGCACUUAUUGAUGAAGCCAGUGACUGAUGUGAUGUACUCUUCAAUGCCAUCGGAAGAAUCCCAGAACAUAUUCCAGUCUGUGCUAGCAAAACAGUCCUGAAGCUUAGCGUCUGCUUCAUCUGAACACUUUUUUAUUGACCGAGUCACUGGUGCUUCCUGCUUUAGUUUUUGCUUGUAAGCAGGAGUAAGGAGGAUAGAGCUAUGCUCAGAUUUUCCAUAUGGAGGGCGAGGUAGAGCUUUGUACGCGCCUCUGUGUGUGGAGUAAAGGUGGUCUAGAGUUUUUUCCCCCUCUGGUUGCACAUUUAACAUGCUGGUAGAAAUGAGGUAAAAUUGAUUUAAGUUUCCCUGCAUUAAAGUCCCCGGCCUCUGGAUGAGCGUUUUCCUGUUUGCUUUUUGCCUUAUACAGCUCAUUGAGUGCGGUCUUAGUGCCAGCAUCGGUUUGUGGUGGUAAAUAGACAGCUAUGAAAAAUAUAGAUGAAAACUCUCUUGGUAAAUAGCGUGGUCUACAGCUUAUCAUGAGAUACUCUACCUCAGCUGAGCAAAACCUUGAGACUUCCUUAAUAUUAGAUUUUGUGCACCAGCUGUUGUUUACAAAUAUACACAGACCACCACCCCUUGUCUUACCGGAGUCAGCUGUUCUAUCCUGCCGAUGCAGCGUAUAUCCUGGCAGCUGUAUGUUAUCCAUGUCGUCGAUCAGCCACGACUCGAUGAAACAUAAGAUAUUAGAAUUUGUAAUGUCCCGUUGGUAGAUUCAGUUAGUUUUUAUGUUUGGGAUUCAGUUAGUUUUCAUGUUUGGGAUUCAGUUAGUUUUUAUGUUUGGGAUUCAGUUCGUUUUUAUGUUUGGGAUUCAGUUAGUUUUUAUGUUUGGGAUUCAGUUCGUUUUUAUGUUUGGGAUUCAGUUAGUUUUCAUGUUUGGGAUUCAGUUAGUUUUCAUGUUUGGGAUUAAGUUAGUUUUUAUGUUUGGGAUUCAGUUAGUUUUCAUGUUUGGGAUUCAGUUAGUUUUCAUGUUUGGGAUUCAGUUAGUUUUUAUGUUUGGGAUUCAGUUAGUUUUCAUGUUUGGGAUUCAGUUAGUUUUCAUGUUUGGGAUUCAGUUAGUGUUUAUGUUUGCUUGUUGCACCCUCUAGUGUAUUUCUUCAUCAUCAGAAUCCUUCCAUUUGUGAGCUGAUGCCUCAACACGAGCAGUACAACUUUCUUUCCACAGGGGGGAAGUAAAAACCUAAGUAGCUCAGAGAACUAGUGGAAAAGUCACGUACACAUGUCCAGUGACCUAUAUUCCAUACUGAUGGGAUUUAAGACAGAAAAAAAUAAACUUCCACACUAUUCCACUCCUACAUGUUGUACUGGACAUGCCUCCAGAGCUACGUCCCACAUGGCAAAUGGGUUGUAGUGCACUAUAGAGGGCAUAGGGGUUGAUUUGGGACACAUCCCAGAUCUGAUUAGAAGACAGGUUCUGUAUUGGGACUGGGGUGUUACUAUAACGACAUGGCGGAAGAACGUUGGUUAGCGACAUCAUCAUAAGAUUUGAAUGUAGUUUCCAUUUAUAAUUUUACCUUUUCACAUUUAAUUCGAACAUCAAAUGUAGUUGAUCAACAGGCUGGUUGAGAUGUAGCUCUCUGCCCCACAGAGUCUGAUUGUAGUUGAUCAACAGGCUGGUUUCAGAUCUAGCUCUCUGCCACAGAGUCUGAUUGGGAAGAGGUGAGACAAGAGUCCUUCUAAAGACCUUGGGUUGCAUUCCAGAUGUCACCAAAUGGCACCAAUAGGGCUCAAAUGUAGUUCCCUAAACUACGGAAUAGGGUGCCUGAGUCAACUCAGUAGCACAGACAGACAGGGUAGUCUAUCUGUGAUGUUAUGAGGUGAGAGAGACUACCACACAGACAGACAGGGUAGUCUAUCUGUGAUGUUAUGAGGUGAGAGAGACUACCACACAGACAGACAGGGUAGUCUAUCUGUGAUGUUAUGAGGUGAGUCAGGGUAGUCUAUCUGUGAUGUAAGUUAUGAUCCUGUCACCUCAGUAGUGGGGUAAUUUAGUCCUGUCACCUCAGUAGUGAGGGUAAUGUUAUGGUCCUGUCACCUCAGUAUGAGGGGUUUAAUGUAUGGUCCGUCACCUCAGUAUGAGGGGUAAUAGUUAUGGUCCUGGCACCUCAGUAUGAGGUGGUAAUGUUAUGGUCCUGUUCACCUCAGGUGAGGGGUAAUGUUAUGGUCCUGGCACCUCAUAUGUGGGGGAAGUUAUGGUCCUGUUUACCCCCCAGGUUUUGGGGGGGUAAAAAUUUUUGGUCCUGUCAAUCAGUAUUGGGGGGGAAAGUUAGGUCUGUCACCCAGUAAGAAGGGUUUAAAGUUAUGGGGCCCGUCACCCCCCAAGUUAUUGGGGGGGUAAUGGUUUUGGUUUUUGUCACCCCAGUAUUUGGGGGGGAAGUUAUGGUCCCGACCCCAGAUGAGGGGUAAGUUAUGGUCCUGUCACCCCCGUAUGAGGGGUAAGUUUUUGGUCCGGGCAACCCCAGUAGAGGGGUAAAAGUUAUGGUCCGUAACCCCAGUAUGUGGGGGGUAAUGUUAUGGUCCUGUCCCCCUCAGUAUGUGGGGGGUAAAGUUAUGGUUGUAAAAGAAAUAGGGGGGGUUUUGGGGAACAGGCAGGGAAAAGGGGCCCCCGGGAGAAGGGGAAGGGUGGGAGGGAGAGGGGAAUAGAGGGAAAAAGGGGAGGGAGGGGGGGGAGGGGUAGAGAGAGAGAGAAGAGAGAGAGAAAAGGAAAAAGGGGUGGGGGGAGAGAAGGGGGGUUUUUUCCCCGGGGGGGCCAAAUUUUUUAAUUAAACCUUCUCCCAAUUUAAAUUAUAAACUUCUAUUUUCUUUCUCAUCUUUUGUAAAUUUCCCCCUUUGUCUCUCUUUAAAUCUCUCCCCAAUGUCUAUAAUGACUGCUUUUGCCCAAGGCUGGGGGACCAGGGGGGUGGGGUUUUUUCAGGACAGGGGCAGGGAUUUCAAAAAACCUUUCUACACAUAACUGGGGAAAGGGGGCAAUGGAAAAAGGUUCGGGCGAGGGGCCAAGAGGAGAGGGGGAGAAAAGAGAGAGAAGGAAAUUUGAGAGAAAAAAGGAAAAGAGAGGAUGAAAAGAUUUUUAAAAAUUGAUUUAUAUCUUCUUGCCAUUAAAUCUUUUUUUUUCUUAUAUUCCUUUAAAACUUAAAAUAGAUAUUUUUCCCGUUAUAUCUAUUUUAUUCUAUUCUAUAGCUUCUAUCUAGAUAUAUAUACUCGGUCUAGAUACUCUGGCGAUAGCGCUUUAGUCUCUCUUCUCUCUAUAUCUCUCUUGAUAUUAUCUUAUCUCUCGAUUCUCUCUCUCUCAUAUCUUAUAAUAUAUAUAUUGUGUCUCUAUCUCUGUCUUUCCUCUCACUUUCUCAUCGCUCUGUCUUCUCUCUCACUGUCUCACUGUCCUCUUGUCUCUCUCUCAGUCUCUCUCUAUAUAUUCUCUAAUCUCUCUCUUUGUCUCCCUCUCUCUUCUCUCUCUCUUGUCUCUCUCUCUGUUCUUUCUCUCACUUGUCUUCUCUCUUUUCUCUCCUAUCUGUCUCUCUCUGUCUCUCUCUCUCUGUCUCUCUCACCCUCUCUCUCUCUAUCUGUCCUCUCUCUUUCGCCUCUCUCUGUCUCUCUCUCUCUCUCUGCCUCUCUCUCUGUCUCUCUCUCUCUCUGUCUCUCUCGCUGUUCUUUCUCUCUGUGUCUCUCUCACUCUGUCUCUCUUCUCGUGUUAUUGUCCUCUUCUCAUAAUAAUAAUAUUGUGAUGCAGCAGCUGAGAGAGCAGAAAGAGGAGGGCCAGUCGUUUACCAAUCAUAAGGGUUUCCCCACCUCCUUCCUUCCUUCCCUCCCUCCCUCCCUCCCUCCCUCUGUCUCUAAGCACGCAAAAAAAAAGAAGUGAUAAGCAGCUUUGAAACGCAUUCCCGCUGAAUCAGACACAGACAGCACAGCAUUGGCUAGCUCUCUCUCCCCCACAGCACAGAAGCCAGCGAGUGUCUCAAAACCAAACCAAACAAAGCCUUAUUAACGUGAUGAGAGGGAUACUCAGGGAGGCUCAGGGAGACUCAGGGAGACACGACUGACAGCCUACUCUCAGGGAAGAGGAGGAAGCUGGGGGACUUGACUUCCCAAUACUCCGAUCAAGUGCACCCGGAGGGAGGCAAUCCUUCCCUCUGCAUACGCUGAGGAACACACCCUACACACUACACCCUACACCCUACACACUCCUGCUGUGGAGCUCUGUACUCGUCUCUCCAGUCCCUCAAGGUGUGCUGCUGACCUGACUGCCUGGUCUGCUGUCAUCAUGUCAGACGGAGAGGAGUGUCGCUCUCCCAUCGGUCUGGACUGCUGCUCCUGCUGCCUGGACCUGGCCAACUGCGACGACCCAGCUGGAGGUGGGGGCCAGGGCAGAGGCCCCAGCACCCCACUGAUGGGCAGCCCCACGUCGCUCAGCCACUUCCGCCGGUUCCGGGAGCAGCUGACGUUCCAGAACCAGAACGUGAACACGGACAAGCUGAACAGCAUGAUGAGGCUGGACUCUCUGGAGUCGGUGGUCAGGGACCCCUGCUACCUGCUCAACGAGGGCAUCUGCAACAGCAACAUCGACCGGACCAUGCUGUCCAUCCUGCUGUUCUUCCACAGGUACUGUACUUCACCCCUGUCUCCCGUCCUCCUCCGGAUUUCCACCUCACGUUGUCAUGUCAUUCUGAGGUUGCGUCUCCACCUCGAUUUCAUCCUGUUAAAUUGCUGA
Messenger RNA from Coregonus sp. 'balchen', 13456 nucleotides. Lineage: Eukaryota; Metazoa; Chordata; Actinopteri; Salmoniformes; Salmonidae. The record is from the annotation of a GenBank genome assembly.